AUGGUGAUGUUAGCUAGGCUGGGGUUAGCUGAGUGUACUGGUACUAUAAAGAAGAAAGAUGGUUCCAUGAGGUUCUGCAUUGACUAUAGGAAAUUGAACAAGGUUUUCAUCAAGAAUAUGUAUCCACUGCCCCGCAUUGAUAACGUAUUUGAUAAACUUCAAGGCCACGUGGUGUCUAGUGAUAGGAUUACGGUGGAUGCAAAAAAGAUUGGGGCAGUUCAUAGUUGGCCCAGACCCUCUACCGUUAUGGAGAUUAGAAGUUUCUUACGUUUAGCUAGUUAUUACUAUCAGUUUGUGGAAGGGAUUUCAUCUAUAGCAGCCCCAUUAACUAGAUUGACUCAGAAGGGUGACUUAUUCAGAUGGUCGAACGAGUGUGAGGAGAGCUUUUAG
This is a messenger RNA of Nicotiana tabacum (common tobacco), 390 nucleotides long. The record is from RefSeq and is a predicted model, not a curated record. Lineage: Eukaryota; Viridiplantae; Streptophyta; Magnoliopsida; Solanales; Solanaceae.